GCUCGAGCGGAUGUUGUUUAUGAUUUGAUGAACGACAUUUUCCUUUGGAAACAUAGUGUAGACGUAAAUUCAUUUAAUUUUCGUCAAUAUUAACAUCUGAGUUCAGUGAAUUGGUGCGUAAAUCUACAAAGAUUUUAGACUUUUAAAAUCCCGAACAUAAAAAUCAUAUUAAACGUGUCGUAUGAGCGUAAUUCAAGAAGUUUUUUUUCUCAGACAAUAUAGCGGGAAAUUGUCGUAGUGACGCGCACAAGCUCUGUUAAUUAUUAUUCUCGUGUAGUCUGGUGUAGUGUCGUGACUAUUUGUUAUGUGAUUAUUUAGGCUUUGACAGUGUACAUUUGUGAUAUAUUUAGAAUUGACAAUGUCGGAUGAAAUGGCGGUGGGAGAUAACGCGUCAAGCGAGGAACCUAAAGUGGGGGCUGAAGAUGUUGCAGAAGAGGCUCCUGUUGCGGAGCAAUCAUCAAAACAAUCUGCUGAGCCUCCCGCUCCAGAGUCUGGAGAUACCGAAGAAUCCAAUAAAGGUUCAGAAGAGAAAUCGGAAGUCAAAGUAAAUGACGAUGACAAAGAUAUAAUAGAUAAAGAUGAGAAAGAAGAGGAAGAGGAUAAGCGAGGCAUUAAACGCAGAGCAUCUGCUGCGUUUAGCGACGAUGGGGACUUCAAAGGUUUCGAGCAGACGGACAAGAACGACUUGACAGAGUUCAACAAGAUAAUUGACGAAGAAUGGAAAUUUUUAAGAAGAUACUCGACAGAUGAGGAUUUUAAGGGUUUCGAUCGCGUUGAAAUGAACAACUUGACGGGGUACAAUAAAAUUUUAGAACGUUUGGAGACAGAAAUUUCGGAAGCAGAGAAGAGUUUUACUCCAUUACGAAAUAUUUCAACAUCAUUGCAACCAGUGAAAGCUAGUAAAAGACCUCGGCAAGAUACAGAUAGUUCACGGCCUUCUUCCGCGCUAUCAUCAAGAUCAGAUGGUGAUGGAGCCGUAUCUACUGAUCAUCAGAGGGUAAAUGGGAGUAAAGAAGAAAUAAAACACCUCAGGAUAGAAGCUAUAAAGGAGGAAGUUAAAGCGUCAUCAUCACCGUUGGGCAGGGGCCGCCGCCCCACCACGGAGAUGUCGUCGCCGCUGCUGCGCGUGCCGCUGGAGCGCGGCUGGAAGCGCGAGCUGGUGUACCGCGCGGCGCACGACGCGCACUCGCGCCGCAACGCCGACAUUUACUACUACUCGCCCAACGGGAAGAAGCUAAGGUCCACUCGUGAGGUAUCUGAACAUUUGUCUGGAACUGGGCUCACAUUAGAAAACUUUUCAUUUUUCAAAGAACCUCUCGGAAUUGAUGAUCCCGAAAAAGAAAUAAUUCGUGACGCAAAACUUAUGCGUCGAGUAGAAUCACCUGUAGCAGCGCCUACACAGGUAGAAGGGAAACGCACGCCCAAACCGAAACCGCCGAAAGGCGCUAGUCCAGAACCUAAUACACCUAAAUCACCACCCUCUAAGAUUAAGGUAAAAUCAAUGGGCUCUCGGCUAAAUAACAACAGUUCGCCCGCCACACCGCAACCGCCGCCCGCGUCUAAACAACCGCGGCGACAGUCUGCGCAAACGCAACCGACGCAACCGACACAACCGACACAACCGGUGCAACCGCAACCAGCAGCGGCUGAUAAUAAUAAUACCGCCGCUUGGAAGAAACCUAGUGAGAAGAUGUCUCGCGGUCGUGUAGCGAACGGCGCAGCGUCCCCGCCCGCGAUCGCGUCUCCGCGUCGACGCGGACGGCCCAAGAUCGACGACACGGACUAUUUCACCGCGUUCUAUAAGCGCGCUCAGGAGAAGAACUAUAAUGUCGCCGUGCAGAUAUUCCAAUACGUGUGUAUGCGCGAGUUGGCCGGUUGCGCGCGAGUGUGCCGCCUGUGGCAGGGGAUGACGGCCGCGCCGCAACUGUGGCGACAUGUGCGGAUGAAAAAUUCACAUGUAAGUGACUGGGGCGGGUUGUGUGCGGCACUAAAGAAGCAUUCAACAAAAUGGCUAGACCUGCGGAAAAUGUUGCUGCCAGCCAACGACACAACAUUCUGGGACCAAUUCAUUGAACACAUAGCUACUGUUGAUACGCUCGAAAGGCUGGAGCUGUGCCGGUGUCCAGCACGCGUGGUAGAAGCUGUGUGCUCACGGGUCAGUUCACUGCGAGCUCUGUGCGCGCCCGCAAUCUGGGACACUUCGCUGGACCCCGAACCGCUCGGGCUACUGUCGCGACUUGAGCUACUGCGCCUUAAGAGUCUAAAAGGAUUAUCGUUAACGCGCGACCUCACGCCGUUAAGUAAUCUACGCCAUCUACAGCAUUUAUCGUUAACGUCAAUCAAGGAACUCGGCUGGUGUGCGUGCGAAGUUGUUGGACAAUUGGAACAGCUGGAGUCGCUGGAGCUGGGCGAGUGUUCGUUCGGCGGCGCGUUCGCGGCGGCGCUGGCGCGGCUGGUGCGGCUGCGGCGGCUGCGGCUGGAGCGCGGCGUGCCGCACUGCGCCGCGCCCGCGCUGCUGCAGGCGCUCGCCGGCCUGCCGCGCCUCACGCGCCUCGAGCUCGUCAACUUCGAUGUCAAGGUCGGAUUCGACGACGCGUUAGCGGAAUGUAAAAACAUUCAGAGACUACUCAUCAUACCGACAUAUGUAUCACAAUCCGCCACUACCAAUAAACAGGUGCUGAGCGGCGUGCUGCGGCUGAAGGACACGCUGACGCACCUGAUGUGGGGCGUCACCAUCGAGCUGCUGCGCGUCACCGAGCUGUUCAUCGACCAGUGCGAGGCGGGCGGCGACGGCGACGCGCCGCGCCCCGACCUCGGCGAGUGCAUCCCCGUGCUCAAGCCCGUGCCCGGCUGCCGCCUGCCCGACGACCUGCGCCACGUGGCCGGCCCGCCGCAGGUGGAAAUCCUACCAAUCCCGACGCUGCAGCGCCUGCUCUCAGCGCAACUGCCGAACACGAAGCUGAAACUCCUGCGCAUUCCGUUCCACGCCACGUGGCGGCAGACGUUAGCGGACUUCCAGUAGCACACACAUGAGUGUAUGAGCGUGUGUGUGUGUGCGUAGUGACGGUGUGGGUUAUCAUCAUUGUCUAUGGACGGUUAAGUUGGCUAUGGAAUACAUACAUCAAAAAAAUAUACCAGCCGAAUUGAUGAUAACACCCUUUUUUGAAGUCGGUUAAUUAAUUGGUUUUAUUGGACAAGUUGGACGCAAAAUUAUGUCUAUGGACGUUUGGGAUGGCCAUAGACAAAUUAGAGGCAAUAUGAGUUAACAUACAUAUUUUAAAAUAUACUCCAAAUGAAGCAAUUAAAGGAAAGUCGAUCAUUUCUAAUGUGUUGACAGUUUACCAUAGACAAACAUUAUAAAUGAUGAUAAUCCACAAGUCGAGCUAAUUAAUCGGCUUUUUGGCGGUGAAAGCAAGGACUUAACAGUUGCAUACUAAAAUAUAUGGCAAUAACAUUGAAACAUUUGAUGUUAAUAAAAAAUUUCGUUGUAUAUGUCAUAUUGAAAAGAAAGCCUGCGCGCAUAUAUUUUUCCUUAUUUAAAAAUAAAAAUAUUAAAUGAAUGUAAAACGUGAUAUGUAGAUUUUAAUGAUUCUUUUUAUAAUCAUUGUCUUAGAUUUUCAAAAGUAUAAAGACGUGUCAAAUAUUUUUAAAUAGAGUGAUGGAUAUAAACAUAUUAUUAUAUUUAAUAACGAUGACACCAAAUAUUAAAUAGGCUAAAAGUACAUGUGAGUUAGAUUUCAGUGUCACGCACAUAUAUUAUAUUAAGGUCUCGUCAUACAGUAGUGAGAUAAUUUUUCACUAUGGACAAAGUUACGAAAAGACAGUAUAAGGAGCGAAAUAUUUAAAAGGUUUUGGACUUUAUCUACAUAAUAUAUCUAGUUCAUAAUAAGUAUAAACAACUAUACAAUUUACUGCCCCUUUACGGAUUUUAGUGCCUUUGUAUUAUAAAUAAUUUGCCGCUUAAAUAUAAUAUCCUGUUGUGGUAAAAAAAUUACAUCUCAUGACAAUUUGUAGGUUUGACGAGCCCUUAAUUAUCUCGUAGUUUUGCUCAGAUGUAUUCAUGUUACAUAGACUAGAUGAUCCGAUAAAAACUGUAGUCUUCAGCUUCAUAUAUUCUAAAAUAUACAAAUAUAUAAGGUAUGUUAUAUACAGUUGUUGGAUAGUCUACACGAUGCGGUAAAUAUAUAUUUGGAUUAUGUUGUGCGUUUUAUUAAUUUCAUUCGCUAUUUUACGAUUAUACUCAGAAUAUGUUACAGUAGAGUAAUUUAUUUUUUGUAGAAGUCACGAAAAUUUUGCCUUGCACAUUUUUCUGGUAAUGUGAAUACAUAAUAGUCGUCGUGUAGGCUAAACAGAAUUCACAAGUAACUCCGGAGUGUUCGCUAGUAUAAAGAGAUUUAUAGCGAAAAAUUUUAUUUUUAAUAGUUCUUCGAUACAAUGACGCAAUGAAAUAUUAUAUUAGAAUAAUAAGAUUGUAAAUAAUGAUGUAUCGAUUAGUGCCUAUAGCGGGAACUCUUCUUUAUUUCAUGGGCGUAAUUUUGUGCAUUACUUUAAAUAUUGAAACUUUUAUUUUUCGCGACUGAUUUUUUGGGGACAGUUAAAAAUUAUGAACGCAUUAUUGUAUUUGUAAUAUAUAUUUUUUGUUUCUUUUCUCUCUUGUAACAUUUGUUAUAUUCGUGACUCCACUAUACUAAAUUGCGACUAUUACUAUUAAAUGACAUUGUACUAGUAUAUAUAAUUAUUUAAUUUUAAAUUAUUCGAGCAUUCUUUUUCCUUUAAAGCCUGGCUUUUAUAACUUAGACAAGAGUCUAUUGUUAAUAAUCUCCUUACAAGAUGUUUUGUGUAUUUUUAUGUUUAGUUUUAAAGUGGAGCUUCGACAUGGCGUUUGUAAAAAUUGUGCAUAAAAUGUCGUCGGAGCGUUAUCAUGAUUAGGUUAAUUAUAUAAUAGUUAAUACUUUGAUAGUAAGUAUUGGCGACGCAAUAAAUUGUUGCCGUGUAAA
Messenger RNA from Colias croceus (clouded yellow), 4997 nucleotides. RefSeq lists its product as uncharacterized. The coding region runs from base 359 to 3022 and encodes 887 amino acids. Lineage: Eukaryota; Metazoa; Arthropoda; Insecta; Lepidoptera; Pieridae. Gene Ontology annotation, molecular function: DNA binding; protein binding. The record is from RefSeq and is a predicted model, not a curated record. The transcript is spliced from 20 exons.